AUGUCCGAACUCUCGUUCGCCAACAACUUUUGGGGUAAAGAUGACACUGGAGUCGAAAACCUCCUCCAUAGAAUGCAUGAUUCCAAACAAACCUUUGAAGAAAUUCAGUCUUUUAUCAAGGAGAGAAUUGCUAUUGAAGAAGAGUACGCAAAGAAAAUGCUGGCGUUAUCUAGACGUGCUCUUGGAUCUGGUGAAAUGGGCACCACUCGACACGCAUUGGAUACAAUAAGAAUCAAUACGGAAUCUAUGAGUAAAUCCCAUAGUGCCGCAGCACAGCAGUUUCGGAAAGAGCUUAGUGAACCUCUUGAUGCCUUUGCAAAUAGCACAAGACAGCGUCGUAAGACUGUUGAGGGGACAGUCGACAAGCUGUUAAGAGCUAAAACGGCGCAAAAUGCGGCAGUGGAAAAAGCUCGUACAAGAUACGAGUCUGAUUGCAAUAAACUCAAUGGAUACCACGCCCAACAGAGUCUUCUGAUGGGCCGAGAGUUGGAAAAGAACAACUCUAGGCUAGAGAGAGUUCAAAUAUCAAUCGAUAGCUCAAAAGCCGACUACCAAGGAUCAUUACGAGUUCUAGCAGAAACGAUUGAUCGAUGGAAUAAAGAGUGGAAAGAGAGCUGCGAUAAGUUUCAAGAUUUGGAAGAGGAGCGAAUCACAUUUCUGAAGUCAAAUCUAUGGGCCUAUGCCAACAUUGUCUCGACUGUAUGUGUUAGCGACGAUGAGGGAUGUGAAAACAUCCGUGUUUCGUUAGAAAAAUGCGAUGCAGCUAAGGAUAUUGAGAUCUUUGUCAGAGCAAAAGGUACAGGCUCUGAAAUUUCGGACCCUCCAGAAUUUGUUAAUUUUCUGCAAGGUUACAGUAGAGAGAGUACCACAGGGCAGUUCAAAGUUGCAAACUUUAGAAGAAGGGGAAGUGAAGAUGGUUCGAACUUAGAGGUAACCAUGACUCAAGAGGAGUACGAGAUAAAUAGUCAGAAUCGUAAUGAUGUCGUUAGUUCUCGUAUGAGUAAUGCCAGCACAUCGGCUCCCCAAAGACAUCAAAGCUACGAGUACGAAUCAGAUAGUAGGACCACAGCAGUUCCUUCUCUUUCAACUUCAGUCACAACAUCUAUCCCAGUAUUAUCUCCAAGUUUAGUUGAGUCUGAUCGUUCUGCCCAAACAUCGCCCGUAAUGAACACGAUUUCACCAAAUAGUUCUGUUUAUUCAAACUCAACAUCCAUUUCCUCUCAAUCUGACAUCGCUAUGAAUGAGGAUGAUGGGCAGUCUACUGUGAAGAAGAGAACUUGGGCAUCUCCAUUUGGACGCAAAAGAAGCAAAAAGGAUCUUUCUAAAGGGUGGAACUCCUUUUCUCGAUCGCAUUCUUUUAACUCUAGCACUGAUGCAAAAGACAAUUCUAGUCCAUCUGGGUUUGAGUUUACCAAUUCUGCCUCUGCCAAUGAUCUCACUUUGACCGCAAAAUCCGGGGUAGGUAAACAGUUCGUGGAAUCCUCACCUUUGACUCCACGUCCCCAACAUGCCAAUAGGGCUUCGGUUUUGGGAAUGGGAGAUAAUAUGUUUGACUUGGGUGUUAAUCCUGUAGCAGCCAGAAACGAAGGUAGCUCUAGGAGCCCAUCUCCAAACAAAAAGACACUACCGAGAGACGACCCACUUUUAGCUGCUUUAGAGCGAUUGAAGGUCUCAUCCGCUUCCCCAUCACCAGGAAAAGAUCAAAGGCCACAUUCACUAGUUGCCCCCGAACCAGCAUUUACUGCAGGGGAGAUGAAUGCAACUUCUUCUAAAUAUUCUCAACAAACGAAACAACUGUUCUCUUACGACGAUGAACACGAGCGUCAGCACCGUUCUCAAAGACCCAAAUCAAGUAUAGAUCUGAGAUCAUCUCAAGUUCCCAGAGCCACCUCCCCUAAUUCUCUGAUGGGUGGUCCAUAUCAGAUUACAGCCUCUCCAAACACUGUCCGUGAAAGGCCUAGAUCUCAAUAUAUUGAGAACUCAUCUGAAUUCGAUGUCAAUUCCUACCGCCAGCAUCAGCGAUCUAAAUCCCAGUCUCCAGUUAAAGGUAGUGGUGAGCCUAACAUGUUAGAUUAUCGCAGAUCUGCCUCGCCAAAUCCUUAUAAUCAGAGAAGGGCACAAUCUCCUCUCCCUGGAAAUAUUAGGUCUGCUUCUCCCGUUUCUUCUAUGCGCAGCUACCAACCUCAAGACUAUAGCCAAGGAGAUCAAUAUCACAACUACCAACAACAACCCUCUCAGCAACCAUCCCAAAGACGGUCUCGACCACGUAGCAAAUCAUCUGUAGAUAUUCGCAACAUGAAGCGGGCUGACGCUUAUCCAGCAACAACUAGUGAUAACCGUCCGGUGAUUCGAUAUAGUAAAGCUGCCUAUGAUUAUAGAGCCGCGAUCCCAGAAGAAGUGAGUUUCCGUAAGGGCGAUAUUCUACUUGUCACAGCGAUGCAGGAAGACGGGUGGUGGGAAGUAGAGGUGAUGGCUAAUGGUAGACUGGGCUUGGCCCCCAGUAAUUUCCUUGUCGAUGUAUAA
This is a messenger RNA of Sugiyamaella lignohabitans, 2523 nucleotides long. It is a transcript of the gene HOF1, whose product is annotated as formin-binding protein HOF1. Gene Ontology annotation, cellular component: cell division site; mitotic actomyosin contractile ring, proximal layer; plasma membrane. Bases 1 to 2523 code for a protein of 840 amino acids. Gene Ontology annotation, biological process: cytoskeleton organization. Lineage: Eukaryota; Fungi; Ascomycota; Dipodascomycetes; Dipodascales; Trichomonascaceae. The record is from RefSeq and is a predicted model, not a curated record. The transcript has a single exon. Gene Ontology annotation, molecular function: protein binding; phospholipid binding.